Messenger RNA from Pelobates fuscus (common spadefoot toad), 3804 nucleotides. It is a transcript of the gene WTIP, whose product is annotated as WT1 interacting protein. The coding region runs from base 600 to 2675 and encodes 691 amino acids. NCBI's taxonomy places the organism in Eukaryota, Metazoa, Chordata, Amphibia, Anura, Pelobatidae. Gene Ontology annotation, molecular function: transcription corepressor activity. The transcript has 8 exons. Gene Ontology annotation, cellular component: adherens junction; nucleus; transcription regulator complex. Gene Ontology annotation, biological process: regulation of DNA-templated transcription; negative regulation of hippo signaling; positive regulation of miRNA-mediated gene silencing. The record is from RefSeq and is a predicted model, not a curated record.
CUCUCCUCCCCCCUCACAGCUCCUGCUCUCUGUCUCUCUCGGCAGACCCAGCCACCCCCUCUGCCUGGCGCUCUUCCUUUAUGUCUCCCGAGCCUGGACCUGGAGCUUUGUGCAUUUUUGCUCCAUAAAACAAAAAAAGAGACAGAAGAGAGGGACAGGCAGGCUGGCAGAUCCCUCCGCUCAGCCCUCCAUUGACUGAAGCCAUCAACUUAGUUAGUGCUCCCACUGACAUCAGGGCUCCUGGCUGGCUGUGCCUCCCAUCUCCUGGAGCUCUGUCAGGGGCUGGAGGGAGCUGAGUGAUGCCUGCUCAGGGCUGCUUCUUGCCAGGGCUUGCUACUCCCACCCAGGUGCCUGGACUGGCAGCCUGCCUCUCUGGACUCUGGCUCUGCAUUUGAAAUAAUAUUUAUAUACAUUGUUGCAUGUGGAUACUUUCCUCUGAACCCUUGUUGGAUAUUUUUUUUUGGUGGGGGGAUUUCUGUUGGUUGUCCCCACCCCCCUACCUCUCACACUGGAAAUAAGCUGUUGUUGGCAUUUUGUAAUUUUUAUAUUUUUUCUGUUUUAUUUUGGCAUUUGGGGGGGUUUGGGUUGAAGGUAGGUAAAUGGAGAAGUUCGAAGACCAAGCCAGCAAGUUUAUCGAAGAUAUAUCGCUGUACGAUAUGUUGAUAUCUCCAGAUGUGGAGACCAGCCGGGUCCUGUCUGCUCAGAUGAUGGCAGAUCAAAGGGGGAGGAAGUUGAAUGGAAGCCUGACACAGUAUUUGCCCCAUUCCUCCUCCGAUACCUACCCUGCUGCCAGCAAAGUUUACGCUGGCAGUGCCCAGCUAAGGUCGGUUAAUGGAACCCGGGCAGAAGGCUACAACUCUUUACAGAGCUGCAUGGACGAGGGCAUCUGCAAGUCUGAGGUGGCCUUGCCAUGUUAUACUGGGUUUUCAGAGAAGAACAAGAGAUACUCGGCAGAGCUGUACAGACACAGCUGCGGGAACAGCUAUGAGGGUGUUCCUAUUAAUGCCAAGCAAGGAGGCAGCAAUACUAUGUAUUCAGUGGGCAAACUGAAUGCCAGCAGCCCCAGAUCAAGCAUGGCAUCAUCCACCUCCUCGCAGGAGCACAGCAAAUUCUCCAGCCCCAGGUCAAGCAUCAGCAGCAAUGCUUUGUCCUUUGAGAAAUUCUCCAGCCCUAGGUCCAGCCUGGUGGUUCCAGGGCAGCAGGAGAAAUACACUAGCCCCAGGUCUAGUAUUGGGCAAUACGAAGGCGGCGUGCUGAGUCCCAGAUCCAGCUACGCCAGCACCACCAGUGAUACCAGCAAACAUUCAAGUCCAAGGGCCAGUCUUAAUAGCUAUGACUGUGGGAGCAAGCCUAGCAGUAACCGUACUAGUGGAAUCAGCAUGGGUUACGACCAGAGGCAUAUUAGUCCCAGGUCCAGUACAGCUAGCCAGUAUUCGUGCACCACUAGCCCGAGGUCCAGUUACUCUGAUUCACGGUAUAUGUCUACGGGGCACCCUGAAUUAGAUGGGGUUGGAGGGCACGGAAGUUUGGUGAGCCCCAGAUCCAGCAUGUGUCUACAAGACGUAAGAUCUGCCACUUUGGGGAGUUGCAAUCCUUCUGUGGUUAGCCCUAGGUCCAGCAUAUCAAGUCAUAGUUCUCGCAGUUCCAGAAGUUCUAGGGGGUCCAUUGGGGCAUACACUGAUUUAUCAGUACCAUCCCCAAGAUCUUCAAUGCUGGGGCCAAGUCUACAGGAGGAGAAUCUUAUACAGGAUCUUGGAGAUGCAUGUCACUACAAAAUACUCACCCAGUCCCCUUCAAGACCAGAGCAACACCAGCAGCAACCUAUAACCUCCGGCCCUGACCCUGGCAUUGGGCCUAAUUCAGCUUCCUACAGCUUCAGCUCUGCCAAAGGUUCUGCCACUGUCCACAGGUUUAAGGUUCCAUACCAGGUCACCCCGUCCAGGGAAAGUGGACCCAGCCAGGCGGAGAGAAGGUUGGAGGCACUCACCUUGGAGCUGGAGAAGGAACUGGAAAUGCACAUGAAAAAGGAAUACUUUGGUAUUUGUAUAAAAUGCGGAAAGGGUGUAUAUGGAGCCAGCCAGGCCUGUCAAGCAAUGGGGAACCUCUUCCACACAAACUGCUUCACAUGUUGUUCUUGCGGGAGAAGGCUUCGGGGUAAAGCGUUCUACAAUGUCAAUGGGAAGGUCUACUGCGAAGAAGAUUUCCUGUAUUCUGGUUUCCAGCAAACAGCAGACAAGUGUUUUGUGUGCGGGCAUCUUAUCAUGGAGAUGAUUUUACAGGCUCUCGGCAAGUCUUACCAUCCGGGCUGUUUCCGCUGUGUCGUGUGCAAUGAAUGUUUGGACGGAGUACCAUUUACUGUAGACGUAGAAAACAACAUUUACUGCGUGAAGGAUUACCAUACAGUUUUUGCACCUAAAUGUGCCUCUUGUAACCAGCCAAUUUUGCCAGCACAGGGAUCCGAGGAGACUAUACGAGUUGUUUCAAUGGACAAAGAUUACCACGUGGAAUGCUAUCACUGUGAGGAUUGUCAGCUGCAGCUAAAUGAUGAGGAAGGCCACCGCUGCUAUCCUCUGGACGGCCACUUGCUUUGCCACUGCUGCCACAUCAGACGUAUAAGUGUUAAUAUACCGUCGCAUCAGACGUCCACCUAUCCAAUGCACGUCACAGAACUCUGAGUAGGAAAACACAAGCAAAUGCAGUGAAAACACAAAUCUAUCUUAAAAGACUUCAGAUGUCCUAUCUUAGAACACCUAGCGGUACAGCGUGUUUAAAUCAGUCUGCCAUGGGGACUGCGCUAGGUGAAUCAGGAAAAGAGGAAGAUGAAAAGUGACAUUACCUGCUCACCUCCUGAAUUAAUGUAGACAGGUGUUGCUUAGUCCAGUUCUCGAAUCGUCAAGACGUAUAAAGAAAGAGGAAAAAUAAUAGAAUAUAUCUUUUGUUGAUAGGUUAUUUUAAAACUCAUCCCUCAAUUUAUUUAUUGUUCUGUCAUUUUACCCCAUAAUUCCCAGGGAAUUUAGUGGCAGCGAAUGCCUACCCUCGUCAAAAGCUCAAAAAAAACAAAAAACUGUUCUUACUAAGUCUGGUAGCGUGGGAAAUAGGAAAUGCUAGCACUUAUUCUAGGUUAACCCUUUUGUAGCCAGAUACAUUAGGAACAACGGGUGAGAGUGAAGUGGCUUUUUUUUUUUUUCAAUGGCCACAUGGUGGCUGUGAAGGGGUUAACGCUAAGCGGUUGAAAAUAUUUUGUUCUCUUUUCGAUUAACUCUAUUGUGCACAGUAUUGUAUAUAACACAAUGAACAUUAAACCCUUCCACAAAUGUGCUUAAAACUUUUUGUUUUUGUUUUUUUGGAGGGGUCCAGCUACCCAUAAUGGACGUUGGGAUAGCAUAUUGGCUGUGCUUAAUGGGAGUGGACAAUGGGCACAUUUCUCACUUUCUGCAAAUCAGAAUUGGUGAGCAGAGCUGCUUGUAGUGUGGAUACAAUGCUAAUGUGACUAAUUUCCUUAUAAAAAAAGAACGCUUUCUCCUAAUUACGUACCUGCCAAACCACCCAGAUUUCACAAGAUAGUCCCCUAAUUUCAAGUUUCAUAGGAGAUCAGUAUUAAAGAAAACGUGCAGCUUUUCAUUGUAGAAUACACCGAUUGCUAUUGUGUACUUUAAGUAGUAGUUUUUUUUUUUUAUCCCCUUUCUUUUUGACUUUCGAAAAAAGUAAUGCUGUGUAAUAUUCUCUUAUGGAUACUACCAAUUUCAAACUACACCGUACGGUACAAAGAAUUUAUGCACAAAAAACAGUGAAUUGACUGAUAAA